AUGUCCGGUAGGGGGCUAACAAGUAGUUGCAUUUUUUUUGUUUCUUUUUGUUUUGUUGUUUGUUAGGUGAGCUAGGCGGAUAUUUUCAAAUCGGAUAAAGCUUUUGUAAUCUUUGUUACACGUUUUUGCCAGUUCGUGCGAACGCAUUUCCUGUCUCGCUAACUUGGAGGGAGAAGGGAAUGAGGUGUACCACGAGCCCGUGACUACGAGUAACGCUGCACGAAGAAGAAGAAGAAGUAGUAGUAGUAGAAGAAGACCGCUGCAGAGUACACAGGAAAUCUAUUGGCUACUCCACAAAUAUUAUCGUAUGCACAUCAACCGUGACACUGGUAGUACUGUCAGCAGUGAAAAAUGCGGGAGAGAACAUAUCCAGAGGAACUGACAGAGCAAUAUAUCCUUCUAGAAACAAUUGGCACUGGUGGAUUCGCGAAGGUUAAGCUGGCCAUCCAUGUGCUCACGGGCGAGAAAGUUGCCAUUAAAAUCAUGGACAAAGAGUCACUUGGGGAGGACCUACCUCGGAUCAAAGUGGAGAUAGCUGCUCUAAAAGAACUGAGUCAUCAGCACAUCUGCAAGCUCUUCCAAGUCAUUGAGACUGACACUAGGAUAUUCUUAGUACUUGAGUACUGCCCAGGGGGAGAGCUCUUUGACUACAUUGUCGAGCGUGAACGACUGGACGAAGCUGAAGCAAGGCAGUUUUUUUGCCAGAUAGUGGCAGCUGUAGCCUACAUCCACUACCGGGGUUACGCCCACAGAGACUUGAAGCCUGAAAAUCUUCUCCUGGACGAAGACCAACAUUUGAAGCUCAUUGACUUUGGAUUGUGUGCGAAGCCAAAGGGUGGCAUGGCUGCUCACUUGGACACUUGCUGUGGAAGCCCUGCAUAUGCUGCUCCAGAGCUUAUUACGGGCCAAGAGUACCUUGGGUCUCAGGCUGAUGUGUGGAGCAUGGGUGUCUUACUUUAUGCUCUAGUGUGUGGGUUCCUACCUUUUGACGAUGACAACGUCGCCCUACUUUACAAAAAGAUCAAGAGAGGGGAGUACGAAUGCCCAAGUUGGUUGCCCGAAGACACUGCGGAACUGCUUUCCCAAAUGAUGGAGGUGGAUCCGAAACGAAGGAUCACAAUCACGGCCCUUCUCAAUCACCCAUGGGUUGCCAAAGGCCAUAGAAAGCCCAUCAGCUUUAAAAGCAACUAUACGUUCAACAAUUUUGAUGAUGAUGCCCUCACAGAGCUUGCUAUUCACUACGGCCGAUCAAAGCGCUCCAUAGAGGCAGAGCUUCAACAGUGGAAGUAUGACUACACGACUGCCACAUACAUCCUCCUGCUUUUCCGUAAGCAGAGGGGGAAAAUCACGAGGCUUCACUUUCCUGAAGCUUCCCCACAGCACAGGAAGCCCAACUGCCAGAGGGCGCUGAUUUCUGACUUUACCCCUGUCGGAGGAUCCCCAACCUCUCCUCUUCGCAAUUCUCUUGAGAAUGGACUAAAUGACGCUGAACUGUUAGCUCUCGGUAGCCCAAAGAAGGAGGAAGUACCUCGGAUACAAGUGCUCAACUCUAAUGAAGCGAAUGUGCCAACUCCAGCACCGGAAAUACCAAAGCCAAAGGCUGAUACAAAGGCUACCGAUGUAGCACCACUUCCUUGCAAGGAUGUUGUUGAUGCAAAUAAGGAGAACUUUGCACAACCACGCCUGCCAACUCCAAAGAGAAAGACCUACACCAGGGUUCCGCAGGAUGAUGCAGUGCUAAGGAGCGUCAACAAUGGACCUGCUACGCCCACCGCGAAGAACGCAACACCUGACAGAGUCCGGAUGCUAUGGGGAGAGGCGGAAUACGCGCACAGUCCGCUGCGAACCCCUGAUCGUCCCCGUCGGCCCGCGGGUGGAGUGUUCUGUGGACGGACUGGUUCGGCGAAGCGGGUCUUCGGUAGCAUCGAAAAGGGCCUCGACCGGGUCCGUACGAUGCUUACACCGAGGAAGCGAGCGGGCUCGCAAUUUGGCUCUCAAGAAGGACCGCGGACAGUCAAGGUGAUGCGUAAUGUUUCUACGCUACCUGCUGACCUGACGCCAGACCAGGUGCUCGAUUCUUUACGCGGUGCACUACUUCGCAAAGGAGUCCUAUGCAAGCAAGACAGGUACACCUUGCGGGGCAAGAUCCGAGACGAGUGGGGUCACGUGCGACUCACGUUCGACCUGGAGGUUGUCCACGUUCCUCAUCCGGGUCUCUUGGGCAUCCGCCGCAAGCGCCUUACUGGAGAUGCCUGGCAGUACAAGCGCGUGUGUGAAGAGGUCCUACGCAUUCGAGCUUAAAGAAUGCCAACAUUUUAACCGCUCAAUAUCUUCCGCUUUUCUUGGUGUACCGUUUUUUUUAUCUCUCUCGUAUUUUUGUAUAGCUCUGCGUAAUAUAUCGAAGUCUAUUAUAGUAUUAAUUAUGUAUUAUAUCGUGUUCACUCAAGGCUGUAAAAUCUAGUAAACUUUUCGCGCAGAAAUAAAAUUGUGUGCAGCAGCCUUCA
This is a messenger RNA of Ornithodoros turicata, 2504 nucleotides long. Its product is annotated as maternal embryonic leucine zipper kinase-like. Gene Ontology annotation, molecular function: ATP binding; protein serine/threonine kinase activity. The coding region runs from base 352 to 2301 and encodes 649 amino acids. The record is from RefSeq and is a predicted model, not a curated record. Gene Ontology annotation, biological process: intracellular signal transduction; protein phosphorylation. Gene Ontology annotation, cellular component: cytoplasm. The transcript has 18 exons. NCBI's taxonomy places the organism in Eukaryota, Metazoa, Arthropoda, Arachnida, Ixodida, Argasidae.